Symbiodinium natans is the source of this 723-nucleotide messenger RNA. NCBI's taxonomy places the organism in Eukaryota, Dinophyceae, Suessiales, Symbiodiniaceae. The record is from the annotation of a GenBank genome assembly.
AUGCCUUCUCGUGAAAAGGCCGUGUACUUUGCCAAGCUUGCAGAGCAGGCAGAGCGCUAUGAUGAAAUGGCAGACUACAUGAAAGAAGUUGGCGACCACGGUGAAGAGCUUUCCGUGGAGGAGCGGAACCUGUUGUCCGUCGCCUACAAAAACAAUGUGGGCUCUCGCCGUGCUGCCUGGCGCAUCAUCACCAGCGUCAAGCAGAAGGAGACCUCCAAAGGCAACGCAGACAACGCUGCCCUCGCCGGAGAGUACUGCGAGAAGGUUGAGGCCGAGCUGCAGAAGAUUUGCGACACCAUCCUCAAACUCCUGGAUAGCCAGCUGAUCCCAAAAGCCACCAGCGGCGAGUCGAAGGUCUUCUACCAGAAGAUGAAGGCGGACUACUACCGCUACAUUGCGGAGUUCCGCGACGGUGACCAAAAGCACGCUGCAGCGGAGAAGGCGCGCCAGGCUUACAAGGAAGCAGAGGAGAUCGCAGCCAAAGACCUGGCUGUGACCCACCCAAUUCGCCUUGGCUUGGCCUUGAACUUCUCGGUUUUCAUGUACGAGGUGCUGUGCGAUCCCGAGAAUGCCUGCAAGAUGGCCCGCACAGCAUUCGAGGAUGCCAUUGCCGAGUUGGACAACGUCGCGGAGGAGUCCUACAAGGACUCGACCCUCAUCAUGCAGCUGCUGCGCGACAAUCUCACCUUGUGGACAUCUGACCAAGAGGGAGAAGCGGCCUAG